Ceratosolen solmsi marchali is the source of this 584-nucleotide messenger RNA. RefSeq lists its product as uncharacterized. The record is from RefSeq and is a predicted model, not a curated record. The transcript has 2 exons. Bases 66 to 584 code for a protein of 172 amino acids. NCBI's taxonomy places the organism in Eukaryota, Metazoa, Arthropoda, Insecta, Hymenoptera, Agaonidae.
ACAUCCAAUUAAACUACUCUCAUCAAGAUUUAAAGAAUUCAAAUAAUGAAGAUUUCUCGUCACCAAUGGAAAAUCUACCCAGUGAGGAAAAUUGUCUAACAAGAAUCGAUGACUUGAACAAUAAAAUACAGUCAAAUAGUCAAGAGUUUGAAAACGUUGAAUUUCCAAUACAAAGCGAUGAGAUGAAUGAUCAUCGGCUAUUCGACAUUUCCACUAACCCGAAUGAGGUACAUAUGAAUUACGAGCUACCGUUAACUUACGAGCAGGAGGAGGUGUGCGAAAGAAAGGUCCAGGAGACCGAAAGUUCCAACAACGCCUAUAAAUUAAUGUCACUAGACGAUAGCUAUUUGUUUUUAAAGCAACCAUUGUCAUCGGUCGAUAUCAACAAUUCAUUUUCACAUUUCAAUAUGAAUAAUAAUUACAUGGAAGACCCAUUCCUGAGACUGAAUGAGCUAACAAGCGAUUUCAAAGAUGACAAAUUUUCAUCAUUUUGCCAUAGUGACGUGACUGCAAGACUGUGCAAUACACCUGCCAAUAUUCACACAUUUUACAACACGAGCCCCGAAACUAUUGAUCUUUUAUAA